Messenger RNA from Hyaloscypha bicolor E, 1736 nucleotides. RefSeq names its product FAD/FMN-containing dehydrogenase. Lineage: Eukaryota; Fungi; Ascomycota; Leotiomycetes; Helotiales; Hyaloscyphaceae. Gene Ontology annotation, molecular function: D-arabinono-1,4-lactone oxidase activity; FAD binding. The record is from RefSeq and is a predicted model, not a curated record. Bases 85 to 1608 code for a protein of 507 amino acids. The transcript is spliced from 5 exons. Gene Ontology annotation, cellular component: membrane.
GGAAGAUGCAAGGAGUGCAUUUGUUCAUGUCUCCGCCAGUCUCGUUUUCAUUUCGCACCCUGAAAAGCUACUCUCAGCCGCGAAAUGAGUACUCUUCUUAUGAAAGCAGUGGUACUCGGUUUCCUUUCCUCGGCCUUCGCUGUCCCUUUCAAUACGUUCGACGGCCCCGGAUUCCCAGCUUGUUAUAAUGUCUCUGCAGUCUACCAACCUACGAGCGUUGUCGAAAUGGUCUCUCUCGUCAAGAUGGCAGCUGCUUCCAACAUCCCCGUUCGAGCAAGUGGCAAGGGUCAUAUGUGGUACGAUACCAUGUGUUCAGACAGCGAAACAAUUAUUAUCCAAACCGAGGGCGUCCACUCAAUCAGCGACUUUGAGUUGACAGGUUCCGAAGGUUCCGUCAUGAUUGAGGCUGGCGUGACAUUCUUCGAACUAGCAGACUAUCUGCAUGCACGCAACGCUUCUAUCGGAUACGCUCUGGUAAACUGGAACAUGACUAUUGCUGGAGCUGUUGCCAUGGGUGCCCAUAGAUCAUCUUUACGAGAAGCUUCGAUGGUAGCUUCUGGCGCCCUGGAGAUUCACAUCAUAGAUGGAACAGGCACUAUUCAGAAAGUAGUCCGGGACGAGACCAACGACGACUGGCUUGCAGCAUCAACUUCACUGGGGCUGCUUGGUCCAAUUGCGAGAAUGAAGUUCAAAAUAUUUCCUUCUUUUAAGUUAUAUGCCAAACAAGAGACUCUGGCCGAAGCCGACGUGCUGAAUGGUGAUAUAUAUGGACUUAUAGCCCCGUACGCUACGGCUAAUUUCUGGUGGUGGCCCUACCUCCGCAAGUUCCAUCAUCGAUACUAUGACGUUAUUCCUACGGCAAGUACUGACCAGCAAGGCUUCCAAUCAACUUUCUCGAUCACAGAAAUCGAGGCAGUAGCAGCACGCACGUUGCUUGACAGCGGCAAAAUCCUCCCAACAUCAAACAUGCUCUCGGAGACUAUCUUUGAGGGCAUAUGGUCGGCACCCAACUUCCACGAAAAGUCGAACGACACCACGAUCACCACGUGGCCGGUCUACGGUUGGGAUUAUGACGUGCUAAUUGGAGGUUUGUAUCCGGGACUCCUGCCUGAAUGGGACUAUAAUCUUAGAGCAUAUACGCUAGAGUUGGCCUUCCCUGUUACCAUCGCGAAUCAGGUCUUGCAAAGAGUAAGAGGGUUGUUUGAUGCUCAAUUAGCAAAGGGAAUUACCAUGACGAGUACUUAUCGGAGUGGAAUCAACAUCAAGUUCGGGAGAGCGUAUAACGAUUUGCUGGGUCAAGUGUGGGCAAACACAACAGAUGGGACCGACUGGACCAAAGGCGCCAUAAUGUUCGACUUCCCGAGCUACAGACCUACAUGGGGAGACAAUCUGAGGUUCAAUGAACCAUUUUACCACAAUCUGAGUUCGACUUUAAUAAACGAGUUUCCUUGCAGGCCACAUUGGACAAAGAAUUCUCGAGAUGUGUUGGCGCAAUCGGUCAAGAAUCUCGAUCCAGGGCACCUCCAAAGAUUCGCCGCUGUUCGAGAGAAGUUUGACCCGAAUGGUAUCUUUAAGAGUGUGGUUGGACAGAUCAUUGGCGUGAUGUAAGGUCGGGGACAGCACUGGCAAUCGGUUAUUUAAUGGUUAGCUGUGGUCAGCCUUCAGAUCAUGAUUGGGAUAAGUUACUGAUUACUGAGACCCAGGCUUUCUCCUUCUUUUGACAUUUAAAUACCUGC